Centruroides sculpturatus (bark scorpion) is the source of this 3396-nucleotide messenger RNA. Its product is annotated as glutamate receptor ionotropic, kainate 2-like. Lineage: Eukaryota; Metazoa; Arthropoda; Arachnida; Scorpiones; Buthidae. Gene Ontology annotation, molecular function: glutamate-gated receptor activity; transmitter-gated monoatomic ion channel activity involved in regulation of postsynaptic membrane potential. The transcript is spliced from 18 exons. Bases 129 to 2918 code for a protein of 929 amino acids. Gene Ontology annotation, cellular component: plasma membrane; postsynaptic membrane. The record is from RefSeq and is a predicted model, not a curated record. Gene Ontology annotation, biological process: synaptic transmission, glutamatergic; monoatomic ion transport; modulation of chemical synaptic transmission.
AAUAAAUAUUUAAUAGAGGGAAGGAAAAAGGAAGAAAAAAGAAAAUUAAUGGUUCUCAGCAGAUAAUUUCCAAGAAUGUUCAUGAGAGGAAAAUCCCGCCAGAGUGCCUGGUGUCUGCUUCAACCUGGAUGUGGCUCCGACCAUUGCUGUUCAUUUCUCCAAUCUGUGGUGGUGAGGUAGUCACAGGUGUUCUCAACGUGCUUAUAAAACUAGCAAAUUUGUACAGAAGGAAUAUGGAUAAACUUACUCUCUUCUGCCUAUUGACUUUGAUUGGAUUAACAAUGUCUACUUUACCAGAUGUGAUACCUAUAGGAGCUCUUUUUGAAACCAACGACGAUACUUUGGAGCAAGCUUUUCGUCAUGCCAUCAAUAGGAUAAAUGAUAAUAAACAAAUAUUAAGUCAUACCAGAUUACAACCUCAUAUAGAAAGAGUGAAACGACACGAUAGUUUCCAAGCGACUAGAAAAGUAUGUGAAUUGUUGAGUAAAGGAAUGGCUGCCAUUUUCGGUCCUCAAUCUAGUGAAAGCAGUUCAGCCAUCCAAUCCACAUGCAGUGUACUAGAAGUUCCCCAUAUCCAGUACAGAUGGGAUUAUAGAUCUCCCAGGAACAACCAGACUGUCAAUCUCUAUCCGCAUCCUGAUACGAUAGGAAUAGCGUAUAGAGAUUUCGUUCUAGAAAAAAAUUGGAAAACGUUAGCUAUUCUAUAUGAAGACAGUGAUGCGUUGAUACGACUUCAGACAUUACUGAGAGAUCCAGCAAUGAGGCAGAAGAAUGUGAUUGUCAGACAAUUCAGUCCAGAACAGGAAUAUAGAAAACUGUUAAAGGAAAUGGGAAGGAAUGGUGUCAAAAACAUGAUUAUCGAUGUUGCUACAGAAAAUCUUGUUACUGUUAUAGAACAUGCACAACAAAUGGAUAUGAUGUCUGAAUAUUACAAUUAUAUUUUUAUUAAUAUGGACAUGCACACAAUCAAUGUAGAACCAUUUCAGAAUGCAGGACCAAACAUCACAGGUUUUCGUUUGAUCGAUGAAGAUGCUUCUAUCUAUAAGGAAUUACUUCAAGAGUGGAAACAGCAUCCCCUCUGGUACAACGAAAAUAUCGAAGCAGAUCCACAGUAUUAUAAGAAUAUUACAACAGAAAUCGUUCUAAUGUACGAUGCCGUCACGCUAUUUGCAACAGCACUUAACAGCUUAGAUCGAAGUUACCAAUUAAGAGUCAAGCCAGUUUCUUGCGAUACAGAAAAGACUUGGCCUCAGGGAAUGGCUCUAGCUAAUGCGAUAAAAAGAAUUAAUAUAAAUGGCUUGACUGGAAAUAUUGAAUUCGAUAAAAAUGGAUAUCGUAAGGAUUUCAAAUUGACAAUCUUGGAUGUUACUCACGAAGGUCUGAAACAAACAGGAAGUUGGACAAAAGCAUCGGGAUUUAUAUACUCAGAAAAUUUCACUAGAACGUUUGAUAUUAUUCAUUCUCUACGAAAUAAAACUUUAAGUGUGACAAGCAAGCCUAAUCCCCCGUAUAUAAUUAAGAUUAAAGAUAAAGUAACGAAGAAAGUAAGAUAUGAAGGAUUCUGUGUCGAUUUAUUGGAUGAAAUUGCCAAGUAUUUGGGUUUCAAUUAUGUUAUCAGAGAAGUAGCUGAUAAAAGUUACGGAAAAAGAGAUCAUCUGGGAGAAUGGAAUGGAAUGAUCAGAGAACUUAUGGAUGCGAAAGCUGAUUUGGCAAUUGGAGAUAUUACAAUUACAUACGAAAGAGAAGAAGUAGUCGAUUUUACAAUGCCUUUUAUGAAUCUGGGGAUUGGAAUUUUGUUUAAGAAACCAACCAAAAAAAUUCCGAAGCUUUUCUCCUUUCUGUCUCCUCUUUCUGUAGAAGUAUGGUUAUAUAUGGUAACAGCAUUUCUUGGAGUCAGUCUAUUCUUAUUUAUUCUUGCUAGAUUUAGCCCAUACGAAUGGGUUAAUCCUCAUCCGUGUGAUCAGAAUCCGGAGAAUUUAGAGAACCAAUUUAAUCUUUUGAACACGUUAUGGUUUACUGUUGGUUGUUUAAUGCAACAAGGAUGCGAUAUUACUCCGAGGUCAUUAUCUACGAGACUUGCUGCAGGCAUGUGGUGGUUUUUUACUCUCAUCAUGGUUUCCUCUUAUACAGCAAAUUUGGCAGCAUUUCUCACUGUAGAAAGAUUAGGAGCUCCUAUUGAAAAUGUUGAAGAUUUGGCCAAACAGAAUCAUAUUCAAUAUGGAUGUGUACAGUCGGGUUCUACUCAAUCAUUUUUUAUGCAUUCUAACUAUUCUACUUACAAAAGAAUGUGGAGUGUUAUGGAGUCAGCUCGACCCAGUGUAUUCACUGAAGAUAAUGACAAAGGCGUGGAAAGAGUUCUGAAAGGAAAUUAUGCCUUUUUAAUGGAAUCAACUUCUAUUGAGUACAGAGUAGAAAGAAACUGCGAAUUAACUAAGAUAGGUGCUAAUUUAGAUUCCAAAGGAUAUGGGGUAGCUUUCCCGACAGGUUCUCCCUAUAGAACCGUGAUAUCUAGCGCAAUUUUAAAAUUGCAAGAAAAAGGUGGUUUGAGAGUUCUUAAAGAUAAAUGGUGGCGAACAAAAGGGGGAGGAAAAUGUGCUAAAGAAGAGACAUCUACUUCGGUUUCUGCUAGUGAAUUAGGUUUGGCUAAUGUCGGAGGUGUAUUUAUAGUAUUGACGUUUGGAAUGGCUUUGGCAUGCAUUAUGGUGAUUGGGGAAUUUUAUUGGAAAUCUCGUAAAAUGCCAAAAGAUCACAGGGAACCAUUAUGUGUAGAAUUAUGUCGGGAAUUAAAACUGGCUAUGAUGUGCAAAACUUCCAAACCGGCUCCAAAAGACGACGAUGAACAACAUGUCGAUAAUGAUCUCAGAUUCAUGCCUCUUAAUCGUUAUUCAAUGUCACCUUCGAAAGAUACAUUUUCUUGACAAGAAAAGGGAGAAGUUGUAUUAGAACCUUUAAAAAACGAAAGUGUCAGCUAUUAUCAUUAUUCUCAAGAGGAUAUGUCCGAUAUCUAGUCAGAUAUUUAAAAAAAAACAAACAAAAAAUAGAGCAUCAAAGUUAUGCAGAAAUUAUUUGAAAUUCCCAUUCAGGAUCAGUCUUCCAAAAAGAAAAGAAAAAAAAAACAAACACCAAAAAAUCCCACCAUUAGUCUAUCAGAAUGCAUUCAAAAUUAAAACUAUCCUCUGAAUAUUAAUAAAGUUUAACUCACUAAACAUUGUAAUUUUCCAUAAAAACCGGUAAAUUUUAAUACAGAUUCAUAUACAAAUGUGUAUAGAAGAAUCAUGAUAAAAGUCUUGAUAAAAUGUUGUAAAUAACAGUAUGAGUCGUAAAAUGUAAAUAAAACUGUAAAUAUUUUGAAUUUAUAAUGUAUAUAAUCUGCACACGAUUUUUUUAUAAUUUAAA